AAGAAACCAGCCACUCUUUUCUCUCCGAUUGCCCCGUCCCGAUCCCACCAUGUGUAAGGAAAUUUGUACCAUGGCUUUUCUGCGGGCCAUCACGGCCGAGUUCCUAGCCACCAUGAUCUUCGUCUUCUUCGGCCUCGGCUCAGCCCUGAAGUGGCCCUCGGCCCUGCCGAGCAUCCUGCAGAUCUCCCUGGCUUUCGGCCUGGCCAUCGGCACCUUGGUCCAGAUGUUCGGUCACGUCAGCGGUGCGCACAUCAACCCAGCGGUGACCAUCGCUUUCUUGGUGGGGAACCACAUCUCCUUCCUUCGGUCGGUGUUCUACGUGGUGGCCCAGCUGGUGGGGGCCAUCGCUGGGGCAGGCAUCCUUUACCUGGUGACCCCGAUCAACACCCGUGGAAACCUGGCCGUCAACGCGCUCAACAACAAUACAUCCCCAGGCCAGGCACUGGUGGUCGAGAUCAUCCUCACCUUCCAGCUGGCGAUGUGCAUCUUUGCCUCCACGGAUAAACGCCGGACCGACGCCAUAGGCUCCCCAGCAUUGUCCAUCGGCCUGUCGGUCACCCUGGGUCACCUGGUUGGGAUCUACUUCACCGGCUGCUCCAUGAACCCAGCCCGAUCCUUUGCCCCUGCCGUGGUAGUGAAAAGAUUCAGCACCGCUCAUUGGGUCUUCUGGUUCGGACCCAUCAUCGGUGCAAUCCUGGCCUCCCUGCUUUACAACUACUUCCUGUUCCCCUAUUCACUGAACGUCUCCGAGAGGGUAGCCAUCGUGAAAGGCACCUACGAGCCGGAAGAGGAGUGGGAAGAGCAGAAGGAGCAAAGGACAAAGUCCAUGGAGCUGACCUCCCCGUAAGAGCGAUGGCUGGAAGGGAAAAACCAAAGAACAAGCCAAGACUCUCAAUCUGUGGCCUCACCACCCAAAGACCAAUAGUCUCUAUAUGCAAAAGAAGGGUGCAUGUGAUAUCUGUGUAUAUACCCUGCGACUGCGAGGGUGACUGAUACAAAUAUUCCUGGCCAAAGAAUAGAGACCCACACCCAGCAGAAUGGGUCCCACCAACAUCGGCCUCAUAAGGUCUUGUCAAUGGCUGGGAUGUGCCAGGAUUUUUAGCAUUAUGCAACUGUGCCUUAAUUACUUGUCUUUGUCUUUGGGACGAGCUCCAGAUCCGAACAUUUCCCCCCGAUCCAAACAGCCCCAGACUUUUUUUUUUUUGGAGGGGGGGAGGCAUCGGUGGAGGUGAUAACCUGGUCUGAAUUUCACAGCCCACCUCAACCUGGUCUGAAUUUCACAGCCCACCUCAAAUGGGUGUGGGUGAUUUCCACUGAUUUUUCUUUUAAUGCUCCACGGGUACCCCGACGGGGUGGCGGGCAGCGUUGUUGUAGCUGUGUUGGUCCCAUGAUAUUAGAGAGAUAAGGUGGGUGAGGUAAUAUUUUUUUACUGGACCAACGUCUGUGGGUGAGAGAGAGCAGCUUCUGAGCUACACGGAGCUCUUCCUGAAGAAACCCAGAUGUGAAAAACAUUCUGUGCACCUCAAAAGCUUGUCUCUCUCAGCCAUUACCUCGCCCACCUUGUCUUUCACUUACAGGGUCAACAUAACAGGGUCCCCACGUGAUCCUGGAUGAUGGGAACAUGGACCGUCCUCUGUAGGGUCAAGGAGCCAUUCAGUAGCUGUUUGUGGGGUGGGGUGGGGUGGGAGUUUAACAAGGGUGGGUAUCUCUUAAAGAGAGCCUGACCUGAAGGGAUUGGAUCUCCCAUUUCUGUGGCCCCAUAAUUGGCUUUGGGAGGUGUC
Molecule: messenger RNA, 1781 nt
Organism: Mauremys reevesii (Reeves's turtle)
Lineage: Eukaryota; Metazoa; Chordata; Testudines; Geoemydidae
Product: aquaporin-5-like
Exons: 4
Coding region: 50-847 (265 amino acids)
Biological process (GO): transmembrane transport
Cellular component (GO): apical plasma membrane; plasma membrane
Molecular function (GO): water channel activity
Source: RefSeq, a predicted model, not a curated record